This is a messenger RNA of Spinacia oleracea (spinach), 828 nucleotides long. RefSeq names its product protein DNA-DAMAGE INDUCIBLE 1-like. The record is from RefSeq and is a predicted model, not a curated record. NCBI's taxonomy places the organism in Eukaryota, Viridiplantae, Streptophyta, Magnoliopsida, Caryophyllales, Amaranthaceae. The transcript has a single exon. Gene Ontology annotation, molecular function: aspartic-type endopeptidase activity. Gene Ontology annotation, biological process: proteolysis. Bases 1 to 828 code for a protein of 275 amino acids.
AUGUCCGUGGAGGAAACCCCAAAAGAGACAGAAGAAGAAGCAUGCCAUGAAGACGACGAGCAACGCAGAAUGAGUUCCGUCUACAUGAUGUAUUCAAUGGGGAAAGAGACCCCAAAGACAAGAGAGGAAUCCACAGACAUGAUGUAUGUGGACCUCGUGGUAAAUGGGAGGAAUGCUCGAGCCAUGGUAGACACCGGUGCCUCUCACAACUUUGUGACCGAAGCAGAAGCCCGCAGAUUGGGGUUAGUGCUCAAGAAAGGAGGCGGUAGCAUGAAAUCCGUCAACUCCAAAGCCAAACCGAUUCUCGGUGUGGCAGAACAGGUGGAAGCAAAGUUGGGAGAUUGGAAAGGAAAAAUGAACUUCACUGUCGUCAACAUGGACGACUUCAACCUUGUACUUGGAUUGGAGUUCCUCCGCUCCAGAAAAGCAGUUGUAAUGCCUCAUUUGAAUUCUUUGCUUGUAGCAGGUGGACAAACUUGUCCAGUUCGAAGUACAUGUACUCCCACAAAGAUAAAAGAGAAGGGCCGAUUUCUUUCGGCAAUGCGAGUGAUGGAGCCACUCAGAAAGGCGUCAUCCCAGAUACCCCCUCGCAUCAGAAACAAGAAACAAGAUACAAGCUCAAGCCAAGCUGCUCCGAGCCAGAAACCAAAAACAAGGAAGACUUGGAUUCACACGAUUCACCAGCCUAUCAAGACACAACAAGAUUCAAGAAGACUCCAGCAACCGCCAUCAACCAACGGCGCAGAGAAGACUACAGAGUUUAGAAUAGGAGCUUUUUCUUUCAUCUUUUGUAACUCUUGUAAGUCGACGAGGGCGUCGACAGCUUAA